Calliphora vicina (urban bluebottle blowfly) is the source of this 1041-nucleotide messenger RNA. It is a transcript of the gene Hr83, whose product is annotated as Hormone receptor 83. The record is from RefSeq and is a predicted model, not a curated record. The coding region runs from base 1 to 1041 and encodes 346 amino acids. Gene Ontology annotation, molecular function: zinc ion binding; RNA polymerase II cis-regulatory region sequence-specific DNA binding; nuclear receptor activity. Gene Ontology annotation, biological process: cell differentiation; anatomical structure development; regulation of transcription by RNA polymerase II. The transcript has 2 exons. Lineage: Eukaryota; Metazoa; Arthropoda; Insecta; Diptera; Calliphoridae.
AUGGCACACAAAAUUUCAUCAGCAUUUUAUAGUCUAACGGAUAACUCGGCGGUGAACAUAAAAUUUAGUCCUUGUCAAGUGUGUGGUGAUCAAAGUUCGGGCAAGCAUUAUGGUGUUAUCUGUUGUGAUGGUUGUUCGUGUUUCUUUAAGCGCAGUGUACGCAAGGGUAACAUUUACAAUUGCAUAGCAGGCAAGGGGAAUUGUGUGAUAGACAAGGCCCGUAGAAAUUGGUGUCCUUAUUGUCGUUUUCAGCAAUGUCUAAAAUGUGGCAUGAAUGUGCAAGCAGUACAAGAGGAACGUGGUCCUCGACAACAACAUGCAGCCUCACCAGCAUCUUCAACAGCUGCAGCGUCACGAAUUAAUGAAACAAAAUUCGUUUUGAAAUCAUCAUCGUCAUCAACAACAACGAAACGUUUACAUACCGUACACAAUUUAACUUACAACACAACAAAUACAGCAUUUAUGGCAUCAUCAUCAUCAUUGUCAUCGACAUCAACAUCACUGCCAUCUUUACCCUCCUCAGGUCUACCGCAUAGCGGAAGUGCUUUAAAUUUUCAAAUGUUGGCUCAAAUUUUGGUAACGUGUUUGCGUCAGGCCAAAACCAAUGAACAAUUUCGUACAUUGUCUCGUUGUCAACAGGAAACGUUGUUGCAUUCGGUGUGGAGUGAAUGUUUUGUAUUGCGUGCUUCACAUUGGACACUCGAUAUAACGGCUGUGUUUGAGGCUUGCGGGGAUGUGGCUUUGCAACGCAUCAUCGACGAAGCGAAACAAUUAAAGGCUGAUGUUAUGGAAUUGAAUUUUUUGGAGACUUUAAUACUGUGUCGAAGGGAAUAUGCCAUCAACUCCGAAUAUGCUGCGUUACUGGAGUCAUACACAAAUAAUGCACUAUUGGCCCUGGCCCGCUAUACAGCCCAACAAUCACAUUGGUUACGUUUUGGUACGCUACUCUUAGCUUUAAGGCAAUUAUCAUUGAGACGUUAUGAAUGCACUCUAACUGGUCUAUUUCGUAGUAUAGUUAAGGACAUAAUAAAAACACUGUAA